AUGGAGUCAAGAAAUUUUUGCCCAGGCUCUCUUGGGAGGGCAGGGGCAGAACGGAGAAGAGGAGAGCGAGCUGGAGGAGUUCGUGCGCUUGGAGCAAGCCCAGGAGCCGCAGAAACUGGCAGCUCUCGAGAUUUGUGCGUCUUUGCGCGUCGAUUUACCGGCUUCAUGAUCGAAGGCUUUGUCGAGUCGGCCAAGUUGGUGAAGUUCACCAUGGAGCAGCUGGCGGAGCUGGAGGAGACGUGGCGAGACCAGCUGGCCGGAACCAACCUGCAUGAGCUCUUCCCAAGGGACGGGACCAUCGUGCAUCGCCAGGAGGAUCUCAAGGCGAAGAUCAACGUCUUGCGGGACUUCAAGGAGCAGAUGAUGGGUUUGAAGACGGCAGCUUUGCCUGUUCAAAAAGGCAAGCAGACCGUUGUGGAAAAGGCCCGGGCCAGAGCCGAUGCGAAGGCCGAACAGGCAAAGACGCAGCCUGCAAGCAGCGCUUCUGCAGCGGAUGGGACGGCGAAGAAGCCGCCCGCAUUCAUGUGGAACUUUGCUGUGCAGGUGGAAGGCCAGACGUUCAAAAAGGGUGAUGAAAUCAAGAGUGAGAAGUUCACAUUGAUGGGCGUGCCAGAUUUGUAUCUGAGCCUGUAUCCGCGGGGGGAUGCAAACGCUUCAGAUGGCAACAUGUCAAUGUUCCUGUAUGCGCCUGAAGGCUGGCAGAUCAGGUUCAAGGCAACCCUUGAGGGUGUGGUGAAAACAGAGAGCAAAACCUUCAAUGGAGGGUUUGGUUGGGGCUGGGCUGACUUUGCUGCCGCUAACAGUGGCUCAACUGAAGUUUCAGUGGAGCUGCUCGAGGCCAUUCCGCCGGAGGCGUACAGUUUCAACGUUCUAUAG
Effrenium voratum is the source of this 876-nucleotide messenger RNA. NCBI's taxonomy places the organism in Eukaryota, Dinophyceae, Suessiales, Symbiodiniaceae. The record is from the annotation of a GenBank genome assembly.